AUGGAUUUUGUUGCAAAUAGCUUAGGGUGCAAUCCCAAAGCCCCGUUAAUAUCUCCAGACUCAAAUGCUAUUUCGCCAUGCUUUAUCGCUCUGUUGUUUGCCCUACUGGCCGGUGUAACUGGUAUUACAGGCUCUUACCAGCUUGUGAAGUACACAAAAUUCACGCCGACUUUUGGUACCCUAAUUUCGGAAACGUCACAUCAAGCAUUGAAGUUUUUUUUGAUCUUACUACAAGCGGUUACUAUCGGAAUCCUCUUCAUCGGAGAAGCUAUCAAUUCUGGAAUCUCCUUUCAGCUCUACGCCUAUAGCUUUGCUGUUUUGGAAUUAUUAUUUGUGAUAUUUCCUCUCCACUUGAUUGAGACCUCCAAAUCCAAUAUUCCAACCGCUACCGUCUUGUUUUAUUGGCCGUUACAAUUUUGUUUGCUUCUGGCAGUCUAUGUUCAACAACUCUUCGCUUCAGAUGAAAAGAAAAUAUUUCCUAACGGCUCAGAGUUGGAGCCGUUUUUACUAUUUUUCUCGUUAUUGAUGAACUCCAUUGUAUUUAUUAUGGAAUACUGUUAUUACAGGCCCAACCGAGAAUUGUCUGAGCAUUACAAAGAUAAAAGAUCAGUUUUGUCAGAACCAGACGUGUUUUCUAAACUCACCUUUUCUUGGAUGAACAGAUUAUUACAAUUGGCGAGCGAUAAUGGCGGAUUAGAAGAAAAUGACCUACCCCCACCUCCUGAGAUCGUCUCAACGUUCUAUUCUGCCCCAAGAUUGGAGAAAAAUUGGACUUUUGAGUUGAACAAUGCCAGUAAAAGCCAAAAACCCUCUCUCAUUGUGGCACUAAUAAAAACUUUUGGGAUGGGUGUUCUCGGAUCAUUAGUGUUUGACAUGGCUGAGUCUUUUGUUUCAUUCAUCGAGCCUCAGCUUUUGCGGAAACUUAUUCAGUUUUUCAAUGUUAAGGAUUCAAAUCCUUUACUGAUCAAAGGUUUAACGAUAGCAAUUCUUAUGUUUCUAACAAACCUUCUCAGUACUGCAUUUUACAACCAAUACAUGAUUAUUACUGUUGAAGUUUCUCAAGGUGUUAAAUCGGCAUUAAUGUACCUAGUAUACAACAAAGCCAUGAAACUAUCUCCAACAGAGAGAAACAAUAGAUCCACCGGUGACAUCAUUAAUCACAUGUCUGUUGAUAUUACCCGCAUUGAAUCAUUGGCAUCCUAUGUUCAGACUAUGGUGAGUGCUCCUACAAGGUUGGUCUUAUGUUUAUGGUCUUUAUAUUGGCUACUUGGGAAAUCUACUUUUGUGGGAAUCAUAACCAUGGCUAUCAUGAUUCCAUUAAACACUAUUCUAGUCAAGUCCUUGAGAAAGUUUCACAAGCAACAAAUGGAAUUGAAAGAUAAAAGAACAAGUUUUGUGAGUGAAUUGUUACAAAAUAUCAAAAGUAUUAAGCUUUAUGCAUGGGAAGGUCCAAUGCUAUCUAAGUUAAGAUAUUUGAGAGAUGAAAAAGAAUUGAAGAACUUGAACAAGAUUGGAAUUUUGUCAGCCGGGAUCAACUUUGCCUGGACAUGUGUCCCAUUUUUUGUUUCUUGCUCCACAUUUGCUGUAUUUGCAAUUGUAUCCGACAUUCCUUUAUCUCCAGAGAUAGUUUUCCCUGCAUUAUCAUUAUUUGAUUUACUUUCAGAUCCAAUAUUUGCGAUCCCAGCACUAAUAACCGCUCUUAUUGAAUGCCAUGUCUCUCUUACAAGAAUAGUGUCUUUUCUAACUGCGGAUGAAAUUGACCUAGAUAUAGUGAAAAGAUUACCGGCUGUUAAAAAGUUAGGAAAGAAGGCAGUGGAAGUCUCCAAUGCCACAUUUAUAUGGAAUAAACAGAUUGAUAAUUCGGUUGAAACUGGAAAUCAUGAUAUAGAAGCUGAAAUUACCGGUACAAAAGCACCAGCUUUAAAAGAUAUUAAUUUCAGUGCUUCUAAGGGAUCUCUUACAUGUAUUUUGGGUAAGGUUGGAUCGGGUAAGUCCACUUUAUUGAAAUGCUUGUUGGGUGAGCUCCCAGUAGUUUCAGCUAAUUCUGCCGAUCCCUACAACCUUUCUAUAAGUGGUUCGGUUGCUUAUUGCGCACAAGUCCCUUGGAUCAUAAAUGCUACAUUCAAACAGAACAUUUUAUUUGGCCAUAAAUUUGAUGAGACUUUUUAUAAUAAAACCAUAGAAGCAUGCCAGUUAUUAACGGAUUUGGAAAUUUUACCAGAUGGUCAUGAAACUUUAGUUGGCGAGAAAGGAAUCAGUUUAUCAGGGGGUCAAAAAGCGAGACUUUCCUUAGCUAGAGCAGUGUAUGCAAGAGCAGAUGUAUACUUCUUGGAUGACAUUUUGAGUGCAGUUGAUGCUCAUGUUGGUCAAAAAAUUAUUGAUAACGUUUUGGGAAAAAAUGGUGUCCUGAAGUCUAAAACAAAAAUCUUGAGCACCAACUCUAUAAAGGUUUUAAGCGAGGCAUCAACAGUGUAUUUAUUGGAAAAUAAUACCAUUUCCGAAACUGGCACGAUGAAAGAGAUCAUGACUAACAAGUCGAGUGAACUUUAUCGACUAAUCAAGGAAUAUGGGUCAAAAAAUAGCAAUUAUGAAUCAUAUCUCGACAAGCCACUAAAUGAGCCAAAAUCUAAUUUUAGUUCUUCCAUGUCAGCUUCUUCAUCUUCUAUCGAUACCAAGCUCUUAGUUGAAGGUGAGCUGGAAGGCGUUGAACCACUAGGAAUCAAUGUAGACGAAAACACAGGUGAAGAAUUGUCUCGGUUUGACAGGAAACUAUUGAACAUGAAUUCAAGCUCGACUCUCAAGGCUGCCAGUAUAGCUUCAUUUAAACAACUUACCUCCUUCGAUGACGUUGAUAGGAGGAUGACCCAAACUGAAGAAAAAAAAGAAAAAGGUAAGGUGAAGUGGUCAACUUUCUCGAGAUAUGCAAAAGCGUGCUCUUACUCGGGUAUUUUUAUCACACUUUCCCUAGUUAUUGUUACCGUUGGGAUGUCAAUUGGAAGUAACUACUGGUUAAUGUAUUGGUCAGAGAGCAACAUCAAAAAAGGUUCUAACAAAGACAUCUUUUUUUAUGUUGGAAUAUAUGCUUUACUUGGAAUUGGGUCAGGUUUUUUCACCCUAAUCAGAGCCAUGUGCAUGUGGACGUUAUGUUCUAUACGUGCAUCUAAGAAGCUACAUUCGGAUAUGGCAUAUGCCGUUUUGAAUUCUCCUCUACAGUUUUUUGAAACUACGCCGUUGGGGCGUAUCAUCAAUAGAUUCAGUCAAGACAUGAGUAAAGUUGAUAGUGCCUUACCAAGAGUCUUCUCAUCAUUGUUCAGUUCGAUCGUGAAAACUUUAUUGACCAUGAUUAUUAUUGGAUAUAAUAUGCCUUUUUUCAUUCUUGUUAUUUUGGGACUUUCAUUUGUUUACAACUAUUACCAAAAUUUUUAUGUUAUCACCAUUAGGGACUUGAAAAGAAUUGUCAGCAUUACCAAAAGUCCUAUUUUUGCUCUCAUCCAAGAAUCGUUGAAUGGCUGUGAAACCAUCAGAGCAUAUGGACAGCGUAAGCGGUUUUCUUUUUUGAACUCAAAAAAUAUUGAUAACAACCAAGUUUCUUCCUAUUGUAUGAAAUCGACAAACAGAUGGUUAUCAACCAGACUCCAAUUUAUUGGAUCGAUAAUCACGUUAUCUACGUCCCUUAUGGCUCUAGGAUCUCUAUACUCGAAACACAGAAUGAGUGCGGGGUUGAUUGGUUUAAUCAUGAGUUACGCCAUGAGAGUGACUUCAAGUUUAAGUUUCAUUGUCAGGAGAUCUGUUGAGAUCGAAUCAGAUGUCAUAUGUUGUGAGCGUAUUUUUGAGUAUUGCAAACUGGCACCCGAAAAGGACGAAGAGGCAAUAAAAGACCAGCUGGUGACUCCUCCGAAGGACUGGCCGUCGGAAGGUGAAAUCGAGUUUGAUCAUUAUUCGGCUAAAUACAGAGAAAACCUUGAUCCAGUUUUGAAGGACAUUUCUUUCUCGAUUCAAUCGAAGGAGAAGAUUGGUGUUGUGGGCAGAACCGGCGCUGGAAAGUCGUCUCUCGUUCUCUCCAUCUUCAGAUUGAUCGAAGCUACCAGUGGCCACGUUGAGAUCGACGGCAUCAACACGAGUGAUUUGCGUUUGUUUGACCUCCGGAAGAACUUAUCGAUCAUUCCUCAGGAUGCACAGUGUAUCGAGGGCAGUGUCAGGUACAACCUGGAUCCGUUGGACCAGUAUGAUGACGAACAUAUCUGGGACGCGUUAACGAUGUCGAGGUUGGACAACCAUGUAAGAAGCAUGGCUGUCGAGCAGGACAUGCCCGACCGGCCCUUGGAGUGCCAGAUCAGCGAGAGCGGCGGGAACCUCUCUGUGGGCCAACGGCAACUUCUGUGCCUCGCCAGAGUGCUUUUGAAGACUGGGAAAGCCGAGAACGGCACCUCUGAGCCCUCCAAGAUCCUGAUUCUCGACGAGGCCACAUCAAGCAUCGACACUGAAACAGACAACGUCAUCCAGCAGACGAUUCGCACGCGGUGCAACCACCUUACAAUUCUCACCAUUGCCCACCGGUUGAACACGAUAAUGGAUAGCGACCGAAUCCUUGUUCUCGAUAAGGGUCGCAUUGCCGAGUUUGACACCCCGGAAAGGCUCUUGCAGUCCACAGACUCGUUGUUCUACAAGCUCUGCGUCAACGGCGGUUACAUCCCCAAGCCGGAUGAUUGGGCGGAGUCCGAAGACAACAGUGCUAGCACGUAG
Molecule: messenger RNA, 4743 nt
Organism: Pichia membranifaciens NRRL Y-2026
Lineage: Eukaryota; Fungi; Ascomycota; Pichiomycetes; Pichiales; Pichiaceae
Exons: 1
Coding region: 1-4743 (1580 amino acids)
Biological process (GO): transmembrane transport
Cellular component (GO): membrane
Molecular function (GO): ATP binding; ABC-type transporter activity; ATP hydrolysis activity
Source: RefSeq, a predicted model, not a curated record